UUGAUUUUAUUAUGUACAACAAUGACGUCAUCAUCUUGGCAAUAUUUGACACGACUCUAAUGUUUGCUUUUGUAACUAAUCAAGACCCUAAUUUUAUCAUUGAUAAUAGAUGCAGUAAUAAGCGAUAACAAGUGUUUACAUUUACAUUACAAUUCUUGUUUCUUCAUUUGCGCUUCAUUGAUAUUCGCACAAAAUGAAACGUCUAAAAUUACACACCUGUUUACAAGACAACAAAGAUGAUGACUCAUCGUGACAAUAUUAAGUCACAUAACAUAACAACCAUGUAAACUAAAAUAAGCCAAGCCAAACCCCUGAAAAAUUUUAGUUUCAGGUAUCGAAUUAAUCGUACGAUUAAAAUUAAUCUGUUUACAAUGCUACAACUGAUAAGUUUUUGUUGUCUUUAACUUUUUGUUCUAGGAACGGGCUACCGAUAAGACAUGGGUGCACUGUUUUCGUUUUUCUGCAGGUAACCGUCGCAGAAUAGCCCGCCGCAAAAAGAAGACAGUGAUUUCAUUCCCGACGAACCUUCGUUGACGACUUUGGACGACAUGUUUGGCUGGGGGAGCACCAUACACGGGGAACUGGGAUUUGGGGGAAUCGAGGAGGAACACAUUUUCACACCGAAAUCGCUCGACUGGUUGGAAGCAAAAUCUGUGAUCAAAGCUGCCUUAGGCGACAAUCACACGCUGUUCUUGACCAAAGACGGGAAAGUUUACUCCUGCGGGAACAACGACUAUGGGCAGCUGGGGCACGAUCAGCCCAGAAAACGGCCACGUAUGUCAUUGUUUAAAUUGGUGACCGGAUUAGAGGCCCACCCGAUAAUCAGUGUGGCUUGUGGUGCUAUGCACUCCAUGGCCCUUAAUCGUUGGGGACAAGUUUUUUCCUGGGGCGCGGACAACUACGGACAGUUAGGACACCAACUGGGUGCUACUUUACAACCAGCACCAAAACUAAUAAAAUCUCUAGCCAAGUACCACGUAAUCCAAAUAGCGGCAGGUCAGAGGCAUUCCGUGGCCUUAUCAACUGGUGGAGAAAUUUUAACGUGGGGAGCAAACGACUUCGGACAACUGGGUAUAGGAACAGUAACACAAUAUGAAUCAACACCAACAGAAGUCAUAUCUUUGUAUGGCAUUCCAGUAGCUUUAAUAGCUUGCGGAUCCAACCACACGUUCUCCGUAUCGAAAUCGGGCGCCAUCUUCGGAUGGGGCAAAAACAUCCACGGUCAGUUGGGCUUAAACGACACAAGUUCUAAAAAAUUCCCCACGCAGCUACGCACCCUCAGGAACAGCCGAGUCCGCUACAUCUGCUGCGGCGACGAAUUCUCCACCUUCCUGACGCUAGAUGGGGGCGUGUUCUCGUGCGGCGCCGGAAUGUACGGCCAAUUGGGCCACGCCAGCAACUCCAACGAAAUCCUCCCGCGCCAGGUCUUGGAGCUCAUGGGCUCCACUAUUACUCAAAUUUCGUGCGGCCGCCAACACUCACUCGCCUUCGUCCCGUCCCGCGGCCGCGUCUACAGCUACGGUCUGGGUGGCGCCGGCCAGUUGGGGCUCCGUAAACCCAGUAACGCCUCCACCCCCCAGGUGGUGCUAGGGCCGUGGGUUUCCCCCAGUGGGGUUCCCGUGGUUCCGAACGCCGCAGCCCCCAAUACUGUGAUUCGGCGGAUUUUCGCCGGCGGCGAUCACUGCUUCGUUUCGGUCACGGACAAGAAGCAGAAUAUCGCCCCGGUGGAUUUUCGCACGUAUGAGCCCGAGAGCCAGAUUUCGAUUUUGAAUUCGGCGAAGUUGGAGCCGUGUGUGCGGAUUGGGGUGAACGGGCAGGUGGAUCAGGAUAUUUUGUCGUAUUUGGAGGUGGUUUUUAAGAGUCUGGCGUGUUUGAAUGGGUCGUUUUUGAUUAAGGGGGAUGCGCACUAUUAUUGCACGAGUAAGCACCAUGGGGUGGAUAUGGUGGAUGCGGAGAGGGCGUUCUCGUUGAUUGCGAAGAUGGAGAAUGAUACCAUCAAGGAACUGAUAUGGAAUGCCAUAGUAGACGACAUUUUAAACAAAUUAUCGCCUUCUCCGCCCGACGUGGAAACUUUGAGAAUUUACCUCGUCCUACCUCUAUACCACGAAUUUUACAACCCCAAACAGUACAUAAAGCUCCACAAACCGUUCACCAGUGCACUCCUGAAGCUCGGUCCUCAAGCCAGUAAAGUAAUAGGAAUGUGGUGGACGAUGAUGAGUUGUGAUUACUUCGAGAAACUGAUACGAAUUUUUAAGUCUGUCGUUAGCUUUAUCCUAAGAAAUCAAAAAAUUCCAGAGAACAAAACCGUAUUUUACGAUUCUAGUCUUGUAGCGAUGUUAGAUACCUUAACAUAUUUAAAUAAACUUAACCAUAGCGUAGAGGGUUUAAAAGUUCCAUACGACACGUUCCACAUAUCAGACUUAAGUGAUUACUUAGAUGUCCGAGUCGACUACGUCAUGUGGCUGACCGACCAGAAUACAGGGAAACUCUUCCUCUGCAACUACCCGUUCAUUUUCGACGCCCAAGCCAAGACGUUGCUUCUAGAGACUGACCAAGGAAUACAAAUGCAAAAAGCAAUGCAAGUCGCCGCUCAACAGGCCUUCUUCUCGCUGCUUUUCAGACCGUCGGCCAUUCAAAGUAUUAACCAAUUUUUAGUUUUAAACAUCACGAGAGACCAAAUAGUGAACGACGCACUCAGAGAACUGAGCAACAUCGACGCCGACGACCUGAAAAAGCCGCUGAAGGUGAAGUUCUGUGGCGAAGAAGCUGAGGACGCCGGUGGAGUCCGGAAGGAGUUUUUCAUGUUGUUGUUGAAGGAGAUUCUGGACCCUAAGUACGGGAUGUUUAAGGAGUACGAGGAGACGAGGGCGCUGUGGUUCUCGGAGACGUCGUUCGAGGAAGAGCCUGUUUAUUUUUUGAUAGGGAUUAUUUGCGGGCUAGCCAUCUACAAUUUUACCAUCAUAGACUUACCUUUUCCUUUAGCUCUCUAUAAGAAGUUGUUGAAUGAGACUGUGGGGUUGGCAGACCUGAAGGGUUUGACGCCUGUGAUGGCCAACUCGCUGCAAGGCCUACUCGAUUAUAAGGAGACUGACAUGCAGUCCACUUUUGGGUUGUUCUUUGAGAUAAGUAGGGACGAUUUUGGGGAGAAUAAAACCAUCGAGUUGAAACCCAACGGGUCGAAGAUUCCGGUGACGCAAGAUAACAAAGAAGAAUACGUAAAUCUGUACAUAGAUUAUAUUUUUAAUACGUCUAUACACAAGCAAUAUACCGCUUACCACGAGGGUUUCAUGAAGGUGUGCGGUGGUAGAGUGCUGCAAUUAUUCCACUCCCACGAAUUAAUGGCGGUGGUGGUCGGUAACGAAAACUACGACUGGCACGCUCUGGAAGAAGUAGCCGAAUACAAAAACGGCUACACCUCCUCGGACAAAACGAUUCGGUGGUUUUGGGAAGUGAUACACGAGUUGCCUUUACCCGACAAAAAGAAAUUUUUAUUGUUUUUGACUGGAAGUGAUAGAAUUCCGAUUCAGGGGAUGAAAGCCAUUAAAAUUAUUAUACAGCCAACAAACGAUGACAAAUUCUUGCCGGUUGCUCAUACUUGUUUCAAUCUGUUGGAUCUGCCCAGGUACAAAACGAAAGAGAAACUCAAGUAUAAGUUAACGCAAGCGAUUCAACAGACGCAGGGAUUUUCGCUAGUGUGAUGCAUUGUUAAAUUAUGUUACUUAUUAUUUCAUAAAAGUUUUAUACUUUAUACUGAUUCCAUUUUUGUGUUAGAGUAUGUAUAUUAGGUACGUUUCAAACGUGCUUUUUAAAUUUUCGCAUUUAUACACCGUACUGCAAAACUCAAAAUUUAAUUUGUGGUCAAUAGGUGUAAGUGAUCUCGGGAUUCGAAGCCGGUGAGGUAUGGAGUGUAAUCGAAAGAACAAACUGACGCAAUCGAACCAUGUUGCUUGUCCUUUGUUGAUUUGUUAUACCUUAAAGUGUCAGCUUGUAUAUAUUUUGUAUGAAUAAAUCGAUUUAUUUUUA
This is a messenger RNA of Zophobas morio, 4023 nucleotides long. RefSeq names its product probable E3 ubiquitin-protein ligase HERC4 (gene Herc4). Gene Ontology annotation, biological process: protein polyubiquitination; ubiquitin-dependent protein catabolic process. The transcript is spliced from 13 exons. Lineage: Eukaryota; Metazoa; Arthropoda; Insecta; Coleoptera; Tenebrionidae. Gene Ontology annotation, cellular component: cytoplasm. The coding region runs from base 549 to 3698 and encodes 1049 amino acids. The record is from RefSeq and is a predicted model, not a curated record. Gene Ontology annotation, molecular function: ubiquitin protein ligase activity.